CUUUACUCAAGGACAAAGGAGUUGGUCCAUUUUAAUCCAAGAAUAUCUCCUCUGCAUCGCGAGACGCGAAGUCUCUCCCAGUCUCCCUGUCGCCUGCCCAACCCUCCUCCAUCGACCAUCUCCCUCCACUGGCGGCGCUCCUCCUUUCCCCUCUAUCGACCAUCUCCCUCCCCGACUGCCGCGACGACGACGACCCUUGCUCCGCCAACGCGAAGUCGCCGCUAGCCAUCCCCUUCCUUCCGCCACCGCGACCUCGCCUCGGCCUCAUCUGCUCGCAGCCAGCAGUCCUUCGCCGGCGCCAUUCCUUUCCGGCGACCAGUGCCCCUCUGCGUAGGCCUGCACCCCCGCCAUUAAAACCGGUUAAUAUGGUCUGUUGCGGUUAUCACGGUUAACCGAGCAACUAACUGGUAACCGACCGGUCGGUUGUCGGCUAACCGAUGCAUUCCGUCGGGCGGUUGGCGGUUGACGAGGCUAGCGCCGCGGUUAACCGGUAAUCGAAGUUUCGGUUAUCGAUUAUAACCGAUAUAACCGAAAAUCCAGCCCUACUCAUAACCUGUCCCGGUCCGAUUCGCGUACUUGAUUGGUCUAAGAAACGGCCUGCCCUGACGACCCAUUGACAAAGUGCAUGAUCAAAUCCCCGGUGCCCACUGCCCAGCGAGCUAGAGCCUAGAAGUGGCGAAAUAACGAAGUGAAGGAGUUGGAGAGAAAUGACGACAGCGCCGAUGGCAGUUCCAUGGAAACAGCUUCUCCUGACAGCGUUAGAGUCCAACGCACACCUCAAGCAUUCUUCGUUUCUUCAGCUCGCGACAAUUGGUUGCAACGGUAGACCUUCGAACCGCACUGUCGUUUUCAGAGGAUUUGAAGAGAGCAGCGAUAAAAUUCAAAUCAACACCGAUUCUCGUACUCGGAAGGUUCAAUCUAAGUCUUUUAAUGUUCAAUUCCAGAUAUGUUGGUACUUUACUGACUCUUGGGAGCAAUUCCGGAUCAGUGGACUAGUUGAUAUAAUUGAUGGUUCCAGUUCCGAUCCUGCAAAAGUUGAGCAACGACAUAGAUCCUGGUUUGCAAGUUCAGUGAGAUCUAGAAUGCAAUACCUGGGGCCUAAUCCAGGUCUUCCAGCUUUAACUGAGCAUCCUCACCAAGAACUCGUCCUUGAUCCUUCUUCUGGCCCGGUUGCUGCAUUCUGCCUUCUGGUUUUAGAUCCCAAUGAGGUUGAUUACUUGAAUCUGAAGACUAGCGAGAGAGUAAUGUUUACCACUAGCACAAGCGUUAGUGGAGAAAAGUGCUGGAAUUCAGAGAAGAUCAACCCUUAAACUACUCAAGCAAGUUAUAAAUCCUUGUCAAACUCCAAAUCUGUUUUUACAACUUACGAUUGGUUAGCACCUUGUGCAAAUUGAUGUACGCUUCUAAGGCUGUGUUGUAUGCAACAAGUCUGGUGAAUACCACUAAGAACCAGGAAAUGGAUAAAGCCUACUCUAGCACUUGUUGGGUGGGGCCCCAGAAUGUUUAGAUUACUCGAAAAGUUUUGUAGUGGAACUUGUACGAUCUGUCAGUUUACUGGGAAGCGGUAUCUUGUACACUCGCAAUUGUUACUAGUCAGCAAACAGCAAUAUCCCAUUUACUGUCUUCCAUACUCAUUGGUUCAGCGUAGUUUGUGUGCUGUGCAGUACCUAUAUAUGUCUUACGACUCUAUUGUUUGAUUCUGCUGACA
Molecule: messenger RNA, 1708 nt
Organism: Linum tenue
Lineage: Eukaryota; Viridiplantae; Streptophyta; Magnoliopsida; Malpighiales; Linaceae
Source: the annotation of a GenBank genome assembly